AUGCCGAAGCAAGAAUUCGAAACUUUGGACUACCUGGGUCCGAUUGCUGUCGGUAUCGCCUUUACUAUCAUGCUCUUUGUGAUCUCGUUCUUCGGCAUCAACUUCUUUUGCAUUCUGAAGCACGAUGAUGUGACUGCCUUUGAGAGGAUGGGUGCUCGCUACAACAUGCGCCUUGGCCCCCACCGUAUGUCCGUCGUCAAGCAGGGACUCGCCUACGAAGAGGGCCGCGAGUACGACUCCGAGUCUUCG
This is a messenger RNA of Mesorhabditis spiculigera, 249 nucleotides long. Lineage: Eukaryota; Metazoa; Nematoda; Chromadorea; Rhabditida; Rhabditidae. The record is from the annotation of a GenBank genome assembly.